This is a messenger RNA of Pygocentrus nattereri (red-bellied piranha), 4184 nucleotides long. RefSeq lists its product as uncharacterized. Gene Ontology annotation, biological process: actomyosin contractile ring assembly; septin ring organization; mitotic cytokinesis. Bases 143 to 2914 code for a protein of 923 amino acids. Lineage: Eukaryota; Metazoa; Chordata; Actinopteri; Characiformes; Serrasalmidae. Gene Ontology annotation, cellular component: actomyosin contractile ring. The record is from RefSeq and is a predicted model, not a curated record. The transcript has 24 exons.
GCCACCAGAGGGCCGUGUCGAGCCAGGGUGGCGUAGUGCGCAUGCGCCAAACGCGCUGAAAUUCAAAUGUUUGAAGCAGCUUCGCGGAAAACAGCCGUCUGUUAGCCUGUGAGCUGUAUCUGUGAAAUCGCAGAGUAAGGGAAUGGACAACGACGGGCAGUCGGACAAAACACACAAGAGGCAGAGAGAACCCUUGGAGGAGAAUGUGUUGGCCUCUAAUGAGCUUGAGAAUGUGCUGAAGAGGAGACGCUUGGUUGCAGAAGAGGUUGAGAAUCAGAACCCUCUGCAGCCACUGGCAGGUUCCCCAGCCAGAUCUCGACGGCUUGAGUUAGAGGUGAAGCCCGACACGCCGGCCAUAGCCUCCAUUCGUCUCAGGGUGCAGCAAUUAACGCAGAGACGAGAUGGUGUGGCUGCGUUGGUCCAGCGCUGUAUGUCAGACCCAGGGGCAGAGAGUCCCUCCAACAGCUUACUUAGAGAUGUCUGUCACAUUGGUGAGGGUGAGUUUACCUCUCGAUUGGAACGCUUUAAGACUCCCACCCCAGACAGCAGUCCAGUCCCCUCUACGCCUUCCACGCGCCAACUUUCCAGCUUUGUGCACAAUAUGCAGCAGCAGCUUAAUACCACAGUGACUCCCAGUACUAAGGAGGCAACCCGUAUCCGUCAGGCUAGAGAGGAUGAACUGAAGUUGCUGAGAGUUCAGCCCCUCACAGAGAACAUGUGGCUCAAAAGGAGUUUGUCUGACUCUUCUCUUGCUGAGAGAGCUGUUUCCCCAACCAGCUCUACUUGUGUUUGCAAGAGGACAAGAAAAAUCCCUUGGCCUACAUUGCAAUUUGGGAAAGAUGACUCAAACAUUGACUCGAAGGAGGCUGAAUGCAGCAUAAGCUUCAGUGGUGUGAAUAAAGUGAUGGGAGACAGCCUCAAUGACACAUCUGCCUUUACUGGAGACCUACAACCCUGUUGCACAGAGUUUUGUCUUUCAGAAUCUAUGAUGCACCCUAAUGAACAAAUGAGCACCUCUGCCUUAAUAGACAAGAUGUUUGAAGAUGUCUUGCAAGCUGCUGACAAAGAAGAGGAAGGGGAAAAGGGCAAGGAGACAGUGAAUGAGGAAAGUCUUUCCAAGCGUAACAAGAGAGAGAAUGCUGACAUGGAGGUAGCUGAAACUGAGCAGAUUGAGAAAUCUCUAGUUUCUAGCUUUGGGGAGGAUGGCAUGAGCAAAGAAUCAGCUCAUUGCUGUGCUGAAUGGGAAGAGAAGGACGGUGUAAAUUCUGCUGAAGGACAGGAAAUUGAUGAAGAGAAUGUCUGCAGUAAGAGAGAAGAGGAAAUUAAGGAAGAGAGUACUCCAGUGCCUAAUGAGGAAGACUUCCUAACUCUACCACCUACAUGUGUCUUAUCCCCUCUCAGCAAAUCAGUGGAGGCUGUUGUUACGCCUUUGAGACUUGUAGCCACUGUGCCUACACCCACAGUGCAGUGUCCCUCUCCAGAGGAGGUAACCACACCUUCUGCUGACAGUGCUCCACCUCUUUAUAGCAUUGAUGCUUACCGCUCUCAGCGAAAGAACAGUCAUCUAGCCUCUCAGUGUGUAACUCCUGGGAUACAGAAACAGGCUACUGAGAAGUCUUAUAUCAAGCCAACUAUCAAUACUAAGGAGACUAUCAAGGUGCUGAGUGAAGAGGCUGCCAGACUGCAGACUGUUAUUAACCAAACUCUGCAGGCUCUGAGCUGUUGUAGUGAUGAAGAACAUGGGAAAGGAUCCCUGCAAGAGGCAGAAGCUGAAAAACUCCUGCUCGUUUCCAGUGAGAAGCAUGCUGCCCUGCUGACAGAGAUCAGCAGACUGAGAGAGGGUGCGGGAGCAGUGUUGGACUCCAGCACUGUCUCUCUGCAGCCCUGCAGGGGAACUGUCAGCAUCAGCAGCGUCCAACUGCCCCUCAAAGUGGAGUUUCUGUGCUCUGCCCGCACAGGUCGUCCUACUCACUACUUUUUCAUCCUGAUCCGUUAUGGUCCAUGUAACAUUGUGGCCACCCCAUUGGCUACAGCUGCUGAUGCCGAGAAUGGAGACACCAUCACCUUUCCCACCUCCAUCACCUUACAGGACAUUCGCUCUAAUUUUGAGAUUGAUAUAGAAGUCUACAGCCUGUCCAGUAAUGCAGGUCAAACGUGCACUACAAAUCUGCAGCAGCUCCGCAGCUCUACUAAAUCACGAGUAACACCAAAGAAGCUACUCAGCAGCAUUACGAAAUCUAACCCAGGUUUGACCUCUGGAGCGCUGCCUGUUCUUGGCUCUCGUCGGACCAGUAACUUCAGUUUAGUAGGCUCUCACAAAAUCACCCUGGCCUCCCUUGGACAGAGCAAGUUCACACUAGAUAAGAUGAAGUUUGAGGGCAAAAUCAGGCGACUCCUUGGAGAUGAGUUUCAGGAAAAGGUGCCCUUUCUGUCUCCUCUGGAGGGUCACAUCUACCUGAGACUGCACAGUGAGAGCCACUCCAAUGUACAACACCAAGGCUUUCUGACCAUGUUUGAGGAUAUCAGUGGGUUUGGAGCAUGGCAGCGCCUCUUCUUUAAGCUAGAAGGAGGAUUCUUCUUCUAUUGGAACCAUCCCAAUGAGAUGGGUGACAAGCCAGCAGAGGGUAGCAUUUCUCUAUGUGGCUUUGACUGUGUGAGACACGUAGAGAGAGACUCCUGUGCUCGGCCUCAUACCUUUGAACUGGUGAACACUAGGACCCUGCAACAAGACAACAGCCACAUCUUGACCAAGACCUGGUUCUCAGCAGACACUCGGGAGGAGCGUGUUGACUGGAUAGAGAAACUUAGCCAGGUGCUGUUGGAUCUUCACACGUGGUGUCGACAGCCUAGUGCCAGUGAGACUGAUCAAGCUAACACCUCUAACACUGCGGCAUCUCGUGAGAGCAUCCUGUGACGUUGUUGUUACAAUCCCUAAAAACUAAAAUCUCUGACAGGAAACCUGAAGUUAUUUUCUGCACUCUUCUGCUACAUGAAGGGCAGAUAAGCAUGGUCUACUAGACAUCAUAGGGUAAACCAAGCACUGUAGACCAAGAGCUGGCAGGCAAUGUUAGGUGUGUAAAUAAAUAUGCUUUUUAAAUUUCGGAAGGUGUAAGAAGGACAUUCUUUUGCAUGUAAUCAUAAACACGUGGAAGUACCAUUGAUUAUACAAAUGAAAUACAACCUGCUUUAUGUGAAUCCCAGGGAAUUCUAAGUGCCUCUAUCAUUGAUUUAUGUGCUGGCCUGUUUCAGCACCUCUGAUUUUGAUUGCCAAGUCUCAGUGCGGGAUUUUCUCAGGCUGAUGUAAUGUGAAAGUGUUCAUUUGCAGCCAGAUAGGUUAACUGCUGUUUUAUGUCAGCAGAAUAUUUGUUGAGUAGUUUAAUGCUACUAUGGAUGUUUUUCAACUCUAGAAGGACACUACAAAUGUCCAACAACCACCCCCACCAAGCACUUCUUAAUGGAUGGCCUUAAGAUACAGACCAUCAAGGGAGCAUCAGUUUUAUUUGCAUAUUUUGUGCUUAAUCUGCACUAAAAUUUAUUUCUAAAGAGAAGCAUUUAUCAUUUUAUUGUCAUUUACAGUAAGUCUCAUCUGAUUGUGAAUGGGUUUGAUCAGUGGUUAGAUUAUAUAUCAAGGAUUCGUUUGGGAGUUCUGUCAUAUGCCUUGUGUUCUGUCAAUUGUAGCUUAUUGGGAGAGAGUAAAUCUAGAACCUUAUAUAAGGUUUUCUGUAACAUACUGAAGCAUUUUUCGAUGUAUGGUGAAGUAGUUGUAUUGAAGACAUCAAACUGUUGAUUACAAGUAGAUUGAGCAUUCUGCAGGCUAGGGUGGAGUGCCGUAUGUGUGUAUGAUACUGAGGAUGUGUUCUGUCUUGUACGCUGUACUACAGAGAUUCAAAACUGAAAAUAACUGAUUGUGCUUUACUGCUUGUCUUUGUUGGUGACAGCUGUAUUUCUGGAUUGGUCUAACUGUUUUGGCUGGAUUAGACCCUCAGGUUGGUUACUGAUUAAUGAAACAAAUUGCAGAAAACAUCUUGUUGAACAAGUUAUUAUCUAUGUAUUAUGUUUCUUGUCUGUAUUCUUUAAGGUCUUUGCAUAUUCUGUUUGUUAUUCUUCCUUUGUUAACCACCUCUAUGCAAUACAGUAUUCAUAUAGUAUGGGUACUACAGAAUAAAUAUGGUUAUGAUUACCUA